UGCGAUUGAAGUCCUUAGUCCUCAUCAGAAUUCGAGCUCCUUCCCAAUGCGUCAAACGAAUGAUGGAAACCGAACCGAUUAACGCCGGGCGCCUGGCGCGCGCGCUGACCCUCUUGGUGGUAUGGAUCAAGACGAAUCAAUAUUUUCGGUGUCUCUGGAAGUCUCAGACUGGUCUCCUCUCUGUUUCCGGGCUCUGUAUAAAGGUCAAACCGUACGCGAACCCGGCAGAGGCACACACUAUGCAGUUCAUCGCCCGGCGGACCUCUAUUCCAGUCCCCAAAGUGCACUGUGCCUUUGUCCACCAGAGUGCCACAUACAUUGUCAUGAGCAAGAUCGACGGGCAAAUGGCAUGGCUGCACUGGAAGGGGCGUUCGGAAGCAUCCCAACGCCGGAUUCUCGAUCAGCUACAUAGCAUGGUUUCCCAACUGCGCGCUAUCGCCCCAACAGAAGGCAUCGGAAUUGCCAAUGUCGAUGGCGGCCCUAUUUACGACUGUCGCUUGCCUUCGAAAUCGUUUUGGGGUCCCUUUGCUACGGUACGGGACUUUCAUACGGAGCUUGUUAAUGGUGCCAAUCUUGAAGUUCGCUAUGAGAAUCAACCUCCAGACCUGGAUGAACUCUUUGAUUUCUAUCGUCAAGCGAACAACAAAACAGUCUUGACACAUGGCGACUUAAGCAGCUUCAAUGUUCUAAAACGGGGAGAUGAAGUCGUUGGCAUCGUUGAUUGGGAAACGGCAGGCUGGAUGCCCUCAUACUGGGAGUACACGUCUGCAUGGUUUGUGAAUCCCCAAAACCCGUUUUGGCAGCAAGAGGUAGACAAGUUUCUAUCGCCUAUGCCGUAUGAGCUGAGGAUGGAAAACAUACGUCGCAGAUAUUUCAGCGCAACCUGAGCUAAAUCAAAACU
Colletotrichum navitas is the source of this 901-nucleotide messenger RNA. Its product is annotated as kinase-like domain-containing protein. The transcript has a single exon. The record is from RefSeq and is a predicted model, not a curated record. NCBI's taxonomy places the organism in Eukaryota, Fungi, Ascomycota, Sordariomycetes, Glomerellales, Glomerellaceae. The coding region runs from base 60 to 887 and encodes 275 amino acids.